AUGGUCUAUGCUUUGCCCGAGUUAUUAGACAUGAGUCAAACAGGAAGAAGAGUGAUUCCUGAAGAAUUGAUGCCUGUCUUACCUGUCAGUAUGCGACAAGCAGCCACUCAAUUAGCUUCUCAACAGCUGAAUUGCUUGAGUCUACUAGAAGCCAUUAUGGAUUUAGCUGGAACGGUGGUAUCCGAAGAUGUGAAAGUGUUGAUGGAUCGAUUGGCUAUUCAAGCACCUGAAUUAUUGAUGAUUGGAUUGGCUCAAAUACAGCCCAUGAAGAAUGAACUUCACCGUACCUUACUGCCUAAACUACUAAACAUCUUUUUUAUUGGUCAUGUUAAUUCAGCACUUGUGAUUCGAUUACUUUGGCAUGUUCAACCUCACUUGUUACUUGAAGGAUUCUUUGACAUGUACAAAAAGGAUCCUACUUGUAUUUCUCGUAUCCUAGAUAUUGCUCAGGAAGCAAAGAUUGUGGUCCAUAUUCUCAAGACAGAUGUGCCCUUCUUUACAUUGGAUUUGGCUUCUCUUGCUGCACGUAGACAAAACCUGAAUUUGGAGAAAUGGUUAAUGGAGAGAUUGGUGAAAGAUGGAUUUGCUUUUUUUGGUACCUGUGUUGAUUUCUUGGAGAAGAAAUGCGCGAUUGAAAUGGCUCGUCAAUCAGGGGCUAAUGUGAUUCCUACUUUACAGCUCUCAAUGGAAGUGAUUCGUAUCUUCUUUCGUGUCUUAUCUGAAAGACCUUUGCCUCCUGCUGAAACAGCCAAAUUGACCAAACUCAGUCAACUCUAUACGCAACUGUAUCCUCAAUUAAACGAUCGUCCCACCAAUGAGGUCAAAAUAGACCCACCAGAGACAGAAGGCCAUUAUUCAGAUGAAGUAGAAGAAAUGGUACGCUUGUAUUUUGAACGCUUAUACACCAAAGACAUCAGCGCGAGUCGAUUUGCUUCUGUUUUGAAAGCCUGUCGUACGUCGAAUGAUCAACGUCAAGUGAAUUUCUUUUCAUGUACCACACAUACACUGCUGGAUGAAGCGCGCUUUUUUAGUCAAUAUCCAGAAAAUGAAUUGAUGGCUGCAGGUGAACUGUUGGGUUUAUUGAUUGACCAACACUUGAUUUCGUUUGCUCAGUUACGUGUCACCCUUAAACUGGUCUUGGAUGCACUCAAACACCCUGUGGGAUCCAAAAUGUUUAAUUUCGGUAUUCAGGCCUUACUUCAGUUCCGUAGUCGAUUGCAUGAAUGGCCUCAAUAUACUCUCUUGUUGUCCAAGAUUGAAGGAUUGCGUGGUUAUCCUGCCAUUGUGGAAAGUAUUGCCACUACUUUGAAACAAUUGGCUCAAAAGGACCCUGAAGACAAGACCAUGUCACCUAAACUGAGUGAGACAACAGCCGAACGAUCAGCAGAAGCAGCACCCAAUGUCACCACCUUGCUCAAAAACACGCAUCAAUACGAAACCCCAGCUGACAAGAUCCAAGAGCGUAUUUCGUUCUUGAUCAACAACUUAUCCGCCAGCAACACAAAGAGUAAAGCGACUGAAUUAAAGCAAAUGUUGCAAACAUCCACUUGGGGAUGGUUUAGUCAUUACCUUGUUGUUCGUCGUGUCAGUAUUGAGCCCAACAACCAUGAAUUGUAUGCAGGUCUUUUGGAUGAAUUGGCCUUGACUGGCUUGACAGAGACAGUGGUCGAGGAGACCUAUACCAAUAUUCACCUGUUGCUUCGAUCAGACAGUAUUGCACAUUCCUCUUCAGACCGUAACUUGCUCAAGAAUUUGGGUACUUGGCUAGGUCGAUUGACACUGGCUAAAAACAAGCCUAUUCGUCAUAAGGAUAUCUCCUUGAAGGACUUGUUGGUCUCUGCUUAUGAGAAACAACAAUUGGUCGUGGCUAUUCCUCUUGUCUGUAAAGUAUUACAACAUACUGCUCAUAGUAAGAUCUUUAAGCCGCCAAACCCUUGGUUGAUGAGCCAUUUGAAAGUACUGGCUGAACUCUAUUGGACUGAAGGACUCAAAUUGAACCUCAAGUUUGAAAUUGAAUUGUUGUUUAAGGGUUUACAUCUUGACUUGAAUGAAAUUGAACCUACAAAUGUGCUAAAUAAACUCAGUACCACCACCACCACCACCGCCACAACCACAACCACCACCACCACAGCAGCAGCAGCAGCAGCAGCAGUUCCUCCUCCUGGUAUGGAGAAAGUAGCUUCGUCACCUGCUACUUCACAAAAAUCCAUCAAAAUGCCAGAAGAGCCUGUUCCGUUACCGAUUGAUGUCACACCUAUCCUGGCCAAACUUCAGAUCAACCCUGCUGUGGGUCAACUGAUGGUCCAACAUCCUUUGAUCAAAUCCACCGUGUAUGCAGGUAUCUCUGAAGCCUUUACAGAAGUAGUGCCUCCUAUCUUGAUGACAUCAGCCAAUAUUGCUGCUGUCUCUACUAAGGAAAUGGUCCUUAAGGACUUUGCUACUGAACCUGAUCAUCUCCGUCUUCAACGUGCUGCUCAUGCCAUGGUCCAACCCUUGGCUUGUAGUCUGACUGUCGUGAGUUGUAAAGAACCUUUGUGUAGCACUAUGAUCUCGAUCAUCUCACUUCACUUGGUUCAGAAGGGAGGUCUUCCUGAACCUUUGGCUGAAGAAAUUGCUUCUACAGUAGCGAAUGAAAACCUUGAACUGUUAUGUGUCUUUAUUGAUCAAUUGGCCAAGACAAAAGCACUGGAAGAUGUGGACCGUCUUUUGGCACCUGCUUAUGCUAGCCGUGUGGCCUAUCGCAAGCAGCCUCAAACACAACCGUUUUUUGAUGUCUUGAGCCUGAAUGGUGCUCCUCAUUCGAUUCCAUUGCCUGAGAUGCUGAAACCCAUGCGUGGUGUAUCUCCUGAACAGUUUCGGUUGUAUGAGAACUUUGAUCAGCGUUCUUUGGCUGCUAUGCAACAACAGCAACAAAUGCAACAACAACAGCAACAAAUGCAACAUUUGCAACAACUUCAACAACAGCUUUCUCCUGCUCAUUUCCAUCCUGAAAUUCAUCGUCUUCAACAGCCACUUAUGUUAGCUCCACCCCCACCACCACCACCACCUUUUGUGGGCAAUGAGUCCCCCAGUCCAGUCAUGGCCAAUAACAUGAGCCUAUUGAAUGCUAAGCUUGAACAAAUGCUGCUUGAAUUAGACCGUAUGGUGCGUCAAUGCAACAUGACUGUCAUGACUCAAUUGCCACCUAACCACGAUAUCUGUCUUUUGAUUCGUCAAAUCCCCUUAAUGGUCUCCCAAAGUCCUCAUCCUUUACAGACCUUGAUUACCUUUGUUGAAAAAGUAGUGUUGAUGCUCUAUCAAAGUAACUCUACCUUUGGACUUGAAGUCUAUACCAUGUUUCUCCAAUCUCUUUUCGAAAUCUCGGGUGAAGUGACUAAAGAAACCUUGUCUUGGCUGAUUUAUGCAGAUGAUGAACGUAAAUACAAUGCUCCUGCUGUCUCAAUGUUGAUUCGGUAUGAAUUGUUGCCUUUGGAAGAAUACGAUGUCCAACUGGCAAAAUUGAUUCAUGCGAAAGCGGACAGUGUGAUUGAAUUCACAGCCAGUUUGAUGCGUCUCUGUCUGUUGUCACAACAGCCAAUUACGUUCUUGGAUGACCAUGUCUUGACGCUCUCUGCUUUACAAGCCUUGGUCAAGAACGAUGAAGCACUGCCUAGUGUGGUUCGCCUGUUAGAUGAUCUGGCUCAAUCGAUUCAACAGCCCUACCCUGACAUGAGCAAGAAAGUCAAUUGUCUAGAGAUGCGUAUGGUCUUGGCUGAAUGGGUGCGGUUAUGCCAGCAUCCCAUGGCGACAGAAGAGAUCUUUACUGCCCUGGUUCAGCGUGUGAUGCAAUUGACCGAAGACCAAGAUCACCGAUGCUUCUUUUUCAGGUUGUGUACAGAGACGUGUGUGAAUCAUUAUCUGGCUUUGCGGUCUGUCAGUACACUUCAUCAUCGUCGUAUGAUUCAUUUGAUUGAUUCGUUUACCAGGUUGAUCUGUGCCAUGGUAGUCGAAGAAAAGAACGACAAGGCCAAGAUCAAGUUGUUGAAUGAUGCUUUGUCUGUGAUGAUUUUGGUCUUGUCGCAUCAUCAUGAAAACCGCGGUAUUGGGUUCAAUCAAAAGCCAUUCUUGAGGUUGUUUUCUUCCCUGUUUAACGAAAUCAGCAAGAUGCGUACAAAGUCCAUUGAUGCCCAUGCCUUGAUUACUUAUAGCGAUGCUUUGUAUACAUUGCAACCCAACCAUUUCCCUGGGUUUGCAUUCAGUUGGCUUCAGUUGAUUUCAUGCCGUUCUUUCUUGCCUCAGUUAUUCAUCACUCAGGAUAGUCAUGGUACUCGCUUAUGCCAAAAGCUGAUUCAUGCUCUCCUCCAGUUCUUGGGUCCACUCUUAAAAGGACAAGGAUUACCCAAUGCGACAAAAAUGUUCUAUCGCGGUACUUUACGUGUCUUGGUUGUGUUGUUGCAUGAUUUCCCUGAAUUUUUAUGCCACAAUUACACUUUGUUUGCUCAAGCCAUUCCUCAUAGCUGUGUUCAAUUACGCAACUUGAUCUUGAGUGCUUUCCCUCGCACCAUGCAUUUGCCUGAUCCAUUUACGCCUGACUUGACAUUGGAUCAGUUACCAGAGUGUUUAGAGACACCUUUGUUUGAUCAAAGUUAUGCUGAUAUCUUGGCCCACGAUGGGUUUAAGCAGCACACGGAUGCGUUUGUGGCCAACAAAGACACGGACGUAUUCUUUAAGGUAUUAGAAGCACAGAUCGAGAGACAUAAGCACAAAGAGAACCAUGCUGAUAUGCUCUGUGCAUUUGUGUUGUAUAUUGGUACCUUGGAGCAGACAACAGACAUGAGUGCUAGUCCUGCUUUACUUGCCUAUACACAUCUCUUGUCUUUGUUGGAGUCUGAAGGUCGUUAUAUUGUACUGAGUGCCAUUGCAGACCAUUUACGUUAUCCCAACAAACACACUUGUUUCUUUCAUAACGCUUUACUUUACUUGUUCUCUCAUCAACCUGAACCUGUCAAGGAACAAGUCACGCGUGUCUUGUUGGAACGCUUGAUUGUCAAUCGACCUCAUCCUUGGGGUUUAUUGGCUACGUUUAUUACACUCAUCAAAGAUCCUCGCUUCUGGGACCAUGAAUUCAUUCGUUGUUCGCCUGAUAUUGAACGUUUGUUUGAUAAUGUCUCUAGGUAA
This is a messenger RNA of Gilbertella persicaria, 5157 nucleotides long. Its product is annotated as CCR4-Not complex component, Not1-domain-containing protein. The record is from RefSeq and is a predicted model, not a curated record. Gene Ontology annotation, cellular component: P-body; CCR4-NOT core complex. NCBI's taxonomy places the organism in Eukaryota, Fungi, Mucoromycota, Mucoromycetes, Mucorales, Choanephoraceae. The transcript has 7 exons. Gene Ontology annotation, molecular function: molecular adaptor activity. Gene Ontology annotation, biological process: nuclear-transcribed mRNA catabolic process, deadenylation-dependent decay. Bases 1 to 5157 code for a protein of 1718 amino acids.